Ostrea edulis (European flat oyster) is the source of this 7182-nucleotide messenger RNA. RefSeq lists its product as uncharacterized. The record is from RefSeq and is a predicted model, not a curated record. Bases 245 to 6838 code for a protein of 2197 amino acids. The transcript is spliced from 57 exons. Lineage: Eukaryota; Metazoa; Mollusca; Bivalvia; Ostreida; Ostreidae. Gene Ontology annotation, molecular function: protein binding.
CAACCUGUUUAAUAGCAGACGUGGAAAAAAUUGAAGAAACGAUGUAAAAAGUUGUUGAAACAUUAUCUUUGAUAUACACCGAAUUAUUCUCUAUAGUAUAUAGUUUUGUUUAUUACGUUGUACUCAGCCGUAAUCCUCCUACAUUUUUUUCCGACUUCAUCUGCAUCCUGUCGUCAACGAACAUGUAAACAAUAUGGCGGUUAUGAGGUGAAAGCUCAACGCACGUCCAUAAAUUUGUUUCAUCAUGCCUGGAGGAGGAGAGUUACAGCCCACUAACAAAAAUGGAACGAGUUCAUUUAGAUUUGGAACAAAUAGGCAAGUGGAGCUCACACUGCGAAAAGAGCUGGAUGACAUGGCAAAAAAGUCUCUUGCGGAGAUUUCAGUCAAACGAGAAGAAAGACUGAAAGCCCCUCAAACUGAAGAGUCAGUUACAUCAAGGAGACUUCAGCCAGCUUUUGAGCCAGAAAGACGCAAAGAGAAAAGAAAGACAGAGCCUGUGUUUCAUGAUGAAAUUCUUGCAAAGGAAGCCAAAAAAGACCCACAGUUUAUUUUAAAACCAGUAGUAGAACCACCAUAUAACCCUCUUGACAAAUCUCAGAAUGUGGACCACAGGAUUGCAAGCGUACACUCAAGAAAACUGCCAUUUUCCAAGGAGUCAACAAUUACCCCGGAUGACAUGAAAAAACCCAAAGCUACAUCAGUAGGAGUAGUACCAUCAAGGUCUAGUGUCAAUGUUCCUGGCUUAAAGGUGAUAAUGGAGGGAAGGCCAGCACUGACAUCAGAGGACUUUGCCUUGGAGCAAAUGAUGCAGGUUAACUCAGCGGCCAAUAAGAUGCGAGCCUUUACUCCAAUGACCCCAGACCAGGAAACCCCCGGGGAAACACCCCUUCAGACAGAUAGGGAAGAGGAUUUUGAUGAGAAUGAGGAGACUAUGAAGAAACCAGCUAUACUGAUGUCAGAGGGGACUUUACAGAGAAUAUCUUUCAAAGAGAGACCCAAACCUGUACUUCCAUUCUCCUCUCUUAAGAAGACUCGUAGGAGAGUUGUGGAAAGUGCUCUCAGUGUUGCAACCUCAUUAAAAAGUGAAAACAACCUCCUGCCAGAUGACAAUGUUUACAGUCGCUAUGAUGAUGUCAUCGCAGGAAUAGAUGAUGAUCUGCAAACGGCUGUUAGUCAACAGGAACCAAAAGAGGAAGGAAGGAGGGUUUCCAGUGCUGUGUCAACUAAAUCAACAAAAGAUCUCCUGGAGGAGGCCAAAAAGAUUGCAAAGCCAGGAUCAGAGCCAAUUUGGAAACUGCAGGGCAAGAGAUCACCACGUAAAAAAGAUACUAAGAAAGAUAGCAAAAAGGACAAGAAAGCUCAAGAAAAAUUGAAAAGUAAAGAGAAAGAGGAAGAGACUGAUGGGAAGCCCCGCCCACGCUCUGAGCGCUCAGUAGACGAGAUUAUUGCUUCACUGAGAGCUCAGAGUUCUGGAGCUCGUACUCAGGUGUCUGAUGCUGACAGAAAAAUCCAGGAGAUAAUGGACCGAGUCAUGUCCAGGACCAGUGCUGUACUCAGCGAUGGUAGUGAAGCUCUUGACUCUAAGAGAGAUUCUGAUAUUGGCUCCGAGGCACGUAGUACACCACUCCCAGCAGAUGGCGCUUCACCAAGCGGUGAUGAUGAGGAUGAUAAAAAAGAGAUUGAUGUGCCAGCUGACAUUCCUGAGGAUGAGGAGGUGGAGGAAGGUCUACAAAUUGAAGAGAAAAAUGAAAAACUUCCAAGUGAGGACCUAACUUCAGAGGGCAAGACUGGAGACGAGGAGCCCCAGGCACCUGCUGUUAUUGAACCUCAGUCCCUGCCAGCAGGGGUGCCCUCUCUCCAGCUGGUUGAUGUUGGAGGAAUUGAGGAUGAGUCCUCAUCUGAGGAGGGGGAGGAGGAGGAGGUAGUAGAUAUUAAGCAGGCCUGGGAGGACCUCAUGGCACCUCCUGAGGUGACUUGUGAAGACAUAAUCAGUGUCCAGGGAAAGAAUGUGGACUUGGUUGACAGACAGCCAAUCCAAGGUCCAGUCACCAACAAUGUCUCCGUGUUUUCUAAUGCUGUGUCUUUCCUGUCAACCUGGAAACCCAUCACUCCCUCCAAAUAUCAACUCCCAGAGAUAGAAGUGGAAGAGAAGAAGCCAGCUAAACAUGUCCAUCAUUUCUGUACUGUCAAUAAUGAAUAUCAGCUUCCUGAGGAAUAUAAAAAUUUAGGACGAAAAUAUCAUACUCCCAGCAAAUUUGAUUCAGCUCAACAAGCAGCUAGGUACGUAGGAGGACCCCAGGUAACAGAACCUCAAGAUGACACUGCUUCAGAGUACUCUGAUUUCACAGCCGUGCAAGAAGCUGAGGAACAGAGACUGGCAAUGGCGGCGAGGCGUGUCCUGGAGGAGACGGGAAAAGAUACAGAGGAAACCUUAGAGGCAUGGCAGCAGAAAGCAAAUGAAGUGUUCAACACUGUUCCAGUGUCAUUAGAAGGAACAAAAAUGUCUGUAAAAUUGGAUGAAUCUCGCCUGUAUUGGACACCGGCUCCUCCUAAAUUUGAUGUACAGCCAGCACGGGUUAAAGAUGUCUUAUUUCCUGAUUAUCAUCCAGCAUCACUUGGAUUGGAUCUACAGGAAGAAUCAGCUGCACGACAGCAGGAAGAGCUGGAAGAAAGCUCGGAGGAAGAGGAGGAGGUGGAGGUAGCUGAUUCUGUAGAGGAGAGAUACCAGGAAUUAUACAGACUUCUGAAUUACAAAAGUACAUCAAUGGAGGAUCUAACUGACUACGUGAAAGCAGCAAAGCAGAGAGAGGAUGACAUUAAGGAUGGAAAGAUUUUUCCAUAUGAAAAGCGGAAGCUAACAAAGGAAGAGCAGGAAAAACUUGAGAAAGUCAAUCCUCCUCCUCUCCCUGUUGAUACUGAACCCAGAGAACCAACGCCUGUUGUUACCAAGACAACGGAAAUGACAGACAGUGAGAUAUUUCCUGUGUUUGUUCCACUCAGGAGAAGCACCUCUGAUUUGGGGCUGACCAGGAUGCUGGAUGAUACUUUACUAGUUCCUCAGGACUAUAACUCAGCCAUGGAUGAGAUUUCCAUUCAAAAAUCCAACGUGCGACAAAUGAAACUGAACAAGAAAUUACUGGAAGCAAAAGAAAAAGAAGAAGCUCAGAGACUACAAUGGCAGAUAGAGCAAGAGAAAAUGGCUGCAGAGAGAGUCGAGACAUUCCAAGAGCCAAACAAGAAAGAUGAGCCUACACCAGCAGAGCUUGCACUUCAGGCAGGGAGGGCAUAUGUCAUCCUUCCAAAAAAGAACAAAAAGAAAUCCAAGAGAAAAGGCCCAAUCAGCAUGGAGAGACUGGACCAGAUAGAGAAGUUUCUCCGAGCUCCUUCCAAACAAAUCAACCGGUCCAAUUCUAUGGUCAAAACGGCACCUCCCUUAGAAAGAGAAUUACGGGUGCCCUCGAAAGUGAGGUUGGGGUCACGUCUCAGCUUGCCAAACCUCCUUGAUUUUGGAACAUUUGCAAAGAACAAGAAAAUGCCCAAGGAAUGUGACCAGCGUGAGUGGGUGCGUGAUAUCUGGAAUGUGUGGUUUGACCAGGUGUUCCCGCCCACCCCCUCCGAGUCUGAGGAGGAGGAAGAGGAAAUUGAGUACGCACAGGAUGAGACCGUGUCACCCACACGAGAGGAGAAGGAGAAGGAAAAGAAAAGGAAGGAUUCCCUGAGCAGUUACAUCUCUGAUGCUCUGACUGAGAUUGAACCUUUAGAUGACUCGGAACAGAAUAUUGAGCUUCACCAGAUAAUCCAUGAGGAGAUUCAAAAACUAACCUCACAAAUCGCUCAAGGAAAACCAAAACCAUUUGAUCUUUGUAGAAGAGGAGCAUUGUAUAGGAAGGUUGGAAUGAUAAAAGCAGCUCAGAUUGACCUUGACCUGGCCAUCAAGAUGGAGCCAUUACUUUUGGAUGCUUACUGGCACAGACAUCUGCUGUACCUACUGAGGGAUGAAAAACAACAGGCUAAAUUAGAUCUGACCUUCAUUCUCAAGCACAACACCAGACACGGAGGGGCAUACAGAUCCAUGGCUGAGAUUCUGAGAAAAGAGAAUAAUCCUAAUGAUGCUAUUAUGAAUUAUUCCAUGGCAAUCAAAUUGAACCCCAGAGAUCAUGAAGCAUAUUUCCAAAGAGCAGCCAUGUAUGAAAAGACUGACAAGAUGCCUCUAGCUUUGGAUGACUUCAUGAUGUGUAAGAAGAUUCUUCCCACCAGAACUGAUGCCAUUUUAAAACAUGCCAUGUACUAUUUCAAACAAAGAAAUUGGAAUACUGCCAUUCAAGACUUCACUGACCUUCUGAAAGUUGACCCUCUGAAUUCCAUGGCUCGUAUGUAUCGAGGUCGCGCCUUAUCGGAACAGAACCAGUGGAACGCAGCAGUGGAAGAUCUCUCUGCAGCAAUUCACCUGGACCCCAAAAGUUGGCAGGCAUUCUUCUACAGAGCCUGUAUACUGAGAAAGGCUCAUCCUAAGCAGGCGCUACACGAUUACAGCGUCUCUCUCCUAAUUAACGACACAGAUGAAAAUGUCAUGUCCUACCUCCAUCGGGGCAUCCUCUACAACUCUAUGAACAGAUUUGAAGAUGCCAUCCCAGAUUUUGACAGUGUACUGAAACUAAACAAGGACAUCGCAUGUGCUCAUGUGAACCUUGGGCUUAUAUACAUGAAUCACUAUGAGAAUUAUCAUAGAGCCAUCAAGAAAUUUACAGCUGGUAUCAAAGUGGAUCCUACUUAUGUGAGGGCAUAUGUCUGCCGAGGGGAAGCAUACCACAAGAUACAUGAAUUGAGGUCUGCAUUGAAAGAUUUCACAAGGGCUAUCCAUCUCCGCCCAGAUGUCCACCAUUACUAUAUGUACAGGGGACAACUGGUUCUUGAGCUUGGAAAUCUAGAAAUGGCAGCUUUCUGUGUCAGGAUGUUUGAACUAGGCAGGCAGGCCAAUACCCAGAAGGUGGCACGGCAUGCCUCAGAGAUCGGUUCUAAUGCCUCACUGGGAGAGAUGCCCACACAACAAGCUGUGGUCCAGUCUUUCCUGAAAAAUUAUGACAAGGCGAUAGAGGCUCUAAUGGCGGCCACUCGAGUGAAACCAGUUCCCCCGCUGUUUAUGCUCCUUGGUAAGACUCAGAUGAAGGCCAAAGAGUUUAAGGAUGCCAUCACAAGUUUUGACAGAGCCUUACAACUCUACCAAGAUAGCUAUGGGAAACCUUGGCGACGAGAACCUUGGCCAGUAGAAGCCUCAGAGUGUCAUUUCCUGAUUGGGAUGUGCCACAUUGAACUGAAGAGUUACCAUGAUGCUAAAGACGCCUUUACCUCAGCAGUCAAGAUCAACCCCAACUAUGCUCAGGCAUUGUACCAGAGAGGUGUAGCCAAGAUGAAGCUGAGCAGUCGAGGCUUGAGUCGAGAAGGAAUCCAAGAUUUCAAUCGAGCUUUGGCUAUCAACCCCAAAAUAUUCCAGGCUUACCUCAGCAGAGCAUGCUAUUAUGGAAUGAAGAAAAACUACACCAAGGCCAUUCUGAACUGUAAUGAGGCAACCAAGCUUCAGUCUCGCAGUGUCCGUGCCUACUUAUACAGAGGAGCACUAAAGUAUCACAUCAAGGCAUAUGACCUUGCCAUUCGUGACCUUGACAUUGCUAUUGGGAUAGACAGUACAUGUGACCUCGCAUUCUUUAACCGAGCUGUCUCUUACCAAGAGAAGAAAAACUACCAUAAGUCACUGAAAGACUAUGGCAUUGUCCUGCUGCUGGGUGAUGACGACAGGCUGAAAACAAAGGUCUUGAUCAACAGAGGGUUACUUUACUUCUCUCAGAAGGAUUAUACCAAUGCUUUGUAUGACUUUAAGAUGGCUGCCAAACUUGAUCCACAAAACUACAGGAUUCUCCACACACUGGGACUCUGUUAUCACAAGAUGGAUCGGCUGAAGGAGGCAGUAAGUGUGUUUACUUCCUGUCUGGAGAGGAAUCCAUUCUUUUUGGAUGGAAUCAUUGCUCGCGGAAAUGUGUAUAUGGAUUAUGGUUCGCAGAGAGGCAUAAUUUAUGCUAGACGUGAUUAUGAACGAGCUCUGAUGCAGAAUCCACUGCACCUACCCUCCCGUGUCAACCUGGCAUAUACUUUACAAGUGUCUGGAAAAUUUAUGCAUGCAUGGAAACAGUUUACAGCUGCCAUUGAGAUCAAUCCCAGAUUCAAGCCUGCCUUGGAGGGCCGUUCCAUUGUUAACCUGCAGAUGAGCAACACAUUUGCAGCCUUCCAGGACAUUUGUGAGUCCAUUAAAGUGGCCCCUACUGCCGAGCUGCUGACCAACAGAGGAGUUAUCAAUCAGUUCAUGAAAGACCGAGUAAAUGCCAUGAAGGACUACCAGAAUGCCAUCAGGAUGGACCCCACCUACUCCCUGGCAUACUUUAAUGCAGCAAAUGUCUACUUCCACACCAGGCACUUCAAACAGGCUCUGAACUACUACAAUAAAGCUGUAGAACACAAUCUUCGUGACGAGUCUGCCCUGCUGAACCGCGCCAUCACAAAGGUAAUGCUGCGAGACUCGCAGGGUGCUCUUGCAGACUUUAAAGCAGCCAUUAAGCUUAGCCCACACACAGCUCACAUGUACUUCAACAGAGGAAACCUGUAUGCUUCUAUGGAUCAGUUUGAUCAGGCAGAGAAGGACUACUCUAAAGCUCUUUCUCUUAAACCUGAUGACCCACUGGUGCUGAAAAGAAGAGCAGAUAUCUUCGGCAAACUGGGAAAACGAGACGAAGCCAUACUAGACUAUAAACGAGCUGUUGAAAUCCAAAGUUAUUUAUCAGGAAACUGACCUGGGAGGGAGAUAUCAGCCUGUUAAAUAUCAGCAUGGGAGCAGAAACAGUAGAAUCCUGAAAGCAUGUGCCAAAUUAUGUUAGCAUCAUGGAUUGACUUGUCGGGUGGGAUGUAGUGUGUUAAAAUAUCAGUUAUUCCAGUGCCAAUUUCUCAACGGCUCUGUAAACUACAAUGAACAAACUUUCACCUGUCGGAUAUCUUCUAGCCAGACUGCUGAGUGACUGUGAUAUCAAUCUUUUGUGUAUAUUUAUUUAUUUUUCUAUAUUCCUUUUAUUUCAACCACAUGUGAGGUUGUAUUGUGAAUGGUUGUCAAGAUAAAAUAAACUGAAUACAGGUUCUUUC